This is a messenger RNA of Pogonomyrmex barbatus (red harvester ant), 542 nucleotides long. Its product is annotated as odorant receptor coreceptor-like. The record is from RefSeq and is a predicted model, not a curated record. Gene Ontology annotation, molecular function: odorant binding; olfactory receptor activity. Gene Ontology annotation, cellular component: plasma membrane. Gene Ontology annotation, biological process: sensory perception of smell; detection of chemical stimulus involved in sensory perception of smell. Lineage: Eukaryota; Metazoa; Arthropoda; Insecta; Hymenoptera; Formicidae.
AUGUUCGUCACAUCAUCUUUGUUCAUUUUCUGUUUGACAGCCUUAGAGCUUUGGGGAUUAAUAACUGGGAUAACAAAUUUAAGCAUCAUCAUGGAGAAUACUUCGCCAUUACUGGCGAAUAGCUCCGUCAUCAUGAAAUUCAUUAACUGUGUGUACACUAAUAACAAAAUGAAAGAGUUUUUGGAGGAAAUCGAGGAGACUUGGAAGAUAAAACAUGGACCAGAAAAAAUAUUACAGAAUUACGCAGAGGAAAGCAAAACCUUCUCGAUACGAUACGCAUUUGUUCUUUACAUGACGUGGAUCUUUUAUUGUAUGACAUCGGUCGUCAUUACCGGAAUAUACACGCUUUUACCGACGAACGAAACAUACUCGGCCAGAUUUCUAUUUCGUUUAGAACAUGUUCUUGAUGUGGACAAGUAUUUCAAUCUUUUGAUGCUGGUUGCGUUUAUCAGCGUAUUCUACAUCAUGUCCGUGCCAAUAGCUAUCGAUUCCAUGUUCAUAUUUUGCACUUAUCAUGUCUGUGCAUUAUUUGAAUGUAUACG